AUGUAUUAUCCUUUUAAGAAUUACUCAACAAGUCCAGUUGUUCAACAACCAGGUUUCUCAUCAGCCAACGCGAAUUACGCAUCAGCACCCGCACCAGGUUACUCACAAGGAGGUUUUUGUUAUCCACAAGGGGCUUAUUACCCGGCUUCUCAACCUCCAGUGGUCGUUUACAGGGAGAGAGAGUCAGAUCUUGGAUGCUGUAACUGGUGUUUGGCGUCUUUAGCAGCUCUGUUCUGUGGGUGCUUAAUUGGUGAGUGUACAGACAGUAACGUGCUCUGUUGCCUGUUGCCCUGUCCUCCGUUUCGCUGCCGAUGGUGA
Enterobius vermicularis (human pinworm) is the source of this 318-nucleotide messenger RNA. The record is from the annotation of a GenBank genome assembly. Lineage: Eukaryota; Metazoa; Nematoda; Chromadorea; Rhabditida; Oxyuridae.